AGGUGUCUGUUUCCAAAGCUAGCACAAUGCGAGCUGCAGUUGUACACAGUUAGCUUAUUAGCUACAUAACAAGUUAGCAACCCGCCAACUAUGUCCCUGCCCAGAAACAUUUAAGAAGCAGAUGGUGUAAACAAGACGGAAUCGCUUACACUGGCUUGACGUUUCCAGCGUCGGUAUCAAAUUUGACCCACGGUUAACGAUAAUACAGUAUCAAAUAAACUCGUGUUUGUUGACACGCUGCGUAGCUAAUGUUUCAGUGGCAACUUUACGCGUGAGGCGUAAAUCAGCUUUAACCACAUUAUUGCUCACACAGGCUAACGUUAUUGUGCAAUACAUAACAAAAGGUAACAGUAAUUAAAGUUAAGCUAGUCCCGCCCUGUUUCAGGGCGGACAGAUACACCGUUUUAAUAAAUUAUAUCCAGGGGUAGGUACAUCGCGUUAAUUAGCCAACUAGCUACGUAACGGUUGUUCCGAGCAUUGACAGGUCGCCAGGCAGGCGAAACCCUGCGUGCUGUGUCCACUGCACUGCCCUUUUCACACUAUUCAGUGAGACAGGACGGAUUGCAGAGAAAGAGAAAGAGAGGCAGGAGGAAAAGCAAGGCGAUGACAGCACUACAAGACACUGAGGAUGCCAGUGAAACAGACCUUGCCAAGCAUGACGAGGAUGACUAUGUGGAAAUCAAAGAGCAAAUGUACCAAGACAAACUGGCCUCCCUGAAAAGACAGCUGCAGCAGUUACAAGAAGGUACACUGCAGGAGUAUCAGAAGAGGAUGAAGAAGCUGGACCAGCAGUACAAAGAGAGACUCAGAAAUGCAGAUUUAUUUCUCCAACUUGAGACAGAGCAGGUGGAGAGGAACUACAUCAAGGAGAAGAAGGCAGCGGUGAAGGAGUUUGACGAUAAAAAGGUGGAACUGAAGGAAAACCUAAUUGCAGAGCUGGAGGAGAAGAAGAAGAUGAUCGAGAAUGAAAAAUUAACAAUGGAGCUGACAGGUGACUCAAUGGAGGUAAAACCUAUCAUGACUCGGAAGCUGAGGAGACGGCCCAAUGAUCCAGUCCCAAUACCAGACAAACGGAGGAAACCUGCGCCAGCUCAGCUAAAUUAUUUGUUAACAGACGAACAGAUAAUGGAAGAUUUAAGAACACUUAAUAAGCUUAAGUCACCAAAACGGCCAGUGUCUCCCUCGUCCCCAGAGCACGUCCCCUCAGCUCCCAUGGAGAACCCCUCCCAGCGUUACGAGGCCCGCAUUGAGGAAGGGAAACUUUACUACGACAAAAGAUGGUACCACAAGAGCCAGGCCAUCUACUUGGAAUCAAAGGACAACACAAAGAUUAGCUGUGUCAUCAGCUCAGUGGGGACCAAUGAGAUCUGGGUGAGGAAGACGAGCGACAGUACGAAAAUGAGAAUCUACCUGGGACAGCUGCAGAGAGGAGCGUUUGUCAUCCGCCGACGGUCGGCCGCAUGAAACAUCACCCCGCCCCCCUCCUACGCCCAGCCCCCAUCUGUUCAUUUAUCCAUUCAUCCAUACGCUUGUUCAUCCACUGUUUCCCUGUUUGAUGCAUCUCAGUUGAGUUUGACAUGUGGCCUCUCCAUCGUAUAGUGUACACUACCCCCCACAACACAUACACUCCUCCACAGCCAGGGAUAUCUCGUCAGAUUUUAUGUUUCCCCACGUAAACCAAACGCCAACACAAGAAAAAGGACUGUUUUCCAGAAUUAUUUGUCACUAUGUGGCAUGUGUAUGAAGGCAGUUAGUAGUCAUAAAGGAGGCUACUUUGAUUUUUGUCACAUGCUAUUAACAUAAGUCUCUUCUACACCAUGCAGUUUUAUUUACAUUUAUCAUUAAGUUAUUUCUCUUGAGCAGCCUCACAGAAACCGUCUUCAAGCCUUUCAAACUGUCUCACUGUUGACGUGUAACAAAGCAAGCACUGAAAAACCUUGUUGGCAGGAUUUGUGGUAUUAACUCUCUACAAAAAAAAAACAACAACAUUGAUUAGACCUGGACCUGUCUAAUAAAACUGCAUCUGUUGAGAUGAGGAAUUGCUUCAGGUUUGGCUGAAUAUCAUUAAUCCCUCGAGUGAAGAUGUUACAGUUUCCUUACAGGAGUCAUGCCAGUUUCAAAACAAUACGCCUUUUGCACUGUCAUUAAGACAUGGAGGCUUGCCGUGCUUAUUUGGAGAAAAAAAAGUAUUUUGAAGUUUUUAUGUUAAUAUUUUUUAUGUCCUUUUGUCAUCCUCUCCGUAUGUGAAUGACCUGGAUUAGUUCAGCUGUAUUUGCAUGUGGAGCAUUAAGUUGACUGUUGAUUUGUACUGUGUUCCAUUUUAUUAAAAUGUUUUCUGCCUUUGAU
Lates calcarifer (barramundi perch) is the source of this 2346-nucleotide messenger RNA. RefSeq names its product SDS3 homolog, SIN3A corepressor complex component (gene suds3). Gene Ontology annotation, molecular function: histone deacetylase binding. The record is from RefSeq and is a predicted model, not a curated record. The coding region runs from base 604 to 1464 and encodes 286 amino acids. Gene Ontology annotation, biological process: negative regulation of transcription by RNA polymerase II. Lineage: Eukaryota; Metazoa; Chordata; Actinopteri; Centropomidae. Gene Ontology annotation, cellular component: Sin3-type complex. The transcript has 12 exons.